Oryzias latipes (Japanese medaka) is the source of this 2778-nucleotide messenger RNA. It is a transcript of the gene trarg1a, whose product is annotated as trafficking regulator of GLUT4 (SLC2A4) 1a. Gene Ontology annotation, cellular component: membrane. The record is from RefSeq and is a predicted model, not a curated record. Lineage: Eukaryota; Metazoa; Chordata; Actinopteri; Beloniformes; Adrianichthyidae.
ACUUGGGUAUAGAGCGUUUGUGCCUCUGCGGCGUACAAGCAUCGGGAGGAGAGGGACUCGUGUGGAACGGAGCCGCUUCAGGACAGACGCUGCCGUCCAUCCAUCUUGAUUUAUUAGGAAAUUUCUCCACUUUUCAGCAAAUAGACAGACUUUCGUGGCAGCGGUGGACCUGGAUGAGACUGGCUGGAUUUAUCAGAGGCACUUGGAGGCUUUCUGGUCUGGAAAUGUCUGUGGAUGUGAGAGGAGAUAGACAGUGAUUGAAACCAUUGUUUUAUAAGCUCAUCACAUCUCGGAUGAUCUAAUUUUGACCAAAAUUUAGGUUCAAGUGGAUUCCAGAGUGAAGCAUUAAACUUUAGGCUAUAGAUCUCCUGUGUAGUGGAAUGUGUGAGAAACCUAUGCUCAUUUUAAACAAUCCAUUCAUAAUUUUAGAUCAACAUUCCUGUUAGAAGUGAAAGUCGACGAUCAUGGCCAUCAACACUGACGCCGACUUCCAGAAGUCCGCCCUGGGUGAGGGUGGAGGAGGCGCCCCCCCUGCGGACUUCCAGGAGACGGAGAAACUCCUGGCGGUGACCAGCGAGCCCGGAGGAACCGGGACGAGAGGAUCCAGCUCCUUCACCGUCAACACGGGCGGCGACAAGGACCUAGAGGCCGACCAGAACGGCCACAGCGUCGCUCUGAGGUCGGGCUCCGCCGGGCAUCUGGCCGCCGCCGCCCCCCUCUCCCCGUCCAAGGUGAGCCUGAGUCGCUCCUCCACCGGGAACGCCACCGUGCCGGAGACCCCCGAACCCAAGGAUUACCUCAUCCUAGUCAUCUUGUCCUGCUUCUGCCCAGUUUGGCCUGUCAGCAUCGUGGCUCUGGUUUACUCCAUUAUGUCCAGAAACAGUCUGCAGUCCGGUGAUGUAGAUGGAGCUCGGAGGCUGGGAAGACUAGCUCGACUUCUCAGCAUCGUCUCUAUUGCACUGGGGGUGAUCAUCAUCGUAGUCUUUACCUCCGUCAGCAUGACAGCAGGCAACUGAAGCACUGACCUGGAUGGAACCGAGACAUGAAACUAGGAGACAUGCAAUGCAAGUGACAGAUGCUGAACAGAAAAGAAAGAACUAUUUAAAAAAAAGGUGUACGUGGUGCAUUGUGGCAACUUCAGACAUUAAAAGUAGUCAAGAUCGUAGAUGGUCUUGCAACAAAAAGACAUCAGAAAAUGAGUGAAGAUGCAUGCAUUAGAUUUCAGCAGCAUUUGCUUGACAGAAUCCCCUGAUCCAAACUGUUCAGGUUAAAAAAAGAAGAAUGCCAAUAGGUGUGCGUGUUAAUGUGUGAGGAGGGGGGCUCCAAUGUGUUUUUUUUUUCUUUCUUCAAAUGAAGAAGUUGUUUGGUGUAUGCAAAGGGAGAGAGUGUGGAAAGUGAACUGUUUACAUCUGUGAUGGGCUCCCCUCCAACAAAACUAGCAAAGAUGUAUUAAAGCAUAAAUUACUGAACCUCUUGCAUUCAAAGUAUACACAGCAGCAAAUAGAUUUGGAUAUAUGAAUAUACACACUCUAUAGGAACUUUUUAAAAUAAAUCUUUGUAUGCAAAUUUUUGGUGAGAGAAAGAAGGCAUUAUCAGUGCUUGAAUUACGAGGACAAAUUUAAGGACUUGUGGGGGAAAAGGGGCAGGCAACAGAACUUUCAGCUUGAUUGAUUUAAUGAUUUUAUUUUCAUGUGUGUAAAAUUUUGGUUUUCUAACUAUAAGAAUUGAUACCAACUGCAUGUCUGAAUGUAAAUUACCGACGUUAUGCCUUCUUUUGGAACGUACAUUCUUCUUGCCUGUUAAGGGGAUCACAGGUUUGUACACGAUACAGUGAUUAGUGUAAAAUUAGCAGAGUCACACUUAACGCACGAGGGCUGUCAUCGGUCCCCAACAGCCUCCAUGCAUCCCCACGACCUUGCUUAAAGCAUGACUAAGCCUUGCACCAAACCAAAUAACCCUCAUUCUGACGCAUUGACUGCUGCCUGCCUCCCAGCUCCUCUACAUUUACAUUGAUUUUUAUUAUUUUACAGGCAGUGACCAUUUUCCUCUCCACACAGUGACUGUUAAAAGGCAUUGUUCUCUGUACUUGUAUAAGAAGUAUUCAUAUGGAAUUAUAUAUGCAAUAUGUACGCAUGCUGCUGGACAAACAGGCUGACUCUUAUUUUUGUAAAUGAGCAGGUCUAUGAGCUUGACUUAAAACAAAAAGCAUUUAACGAAGCCAUCCCAAAUAUCCAAGUAUGCAACACUUUUAAGGAGACCUCUGUAUUACGUUGUUCCUGCACAUACAUGUGACUGUUAUGCUGAUAUUUUUACAUGCUAAUCCUGCAAACACACCUAAAGUUGCCGCUCCAUUAUUAAAAUGACGUGUUCUUCCUUUCUUGUGUUUACUUUUUUCCACUAAAGAUGACAAAAAAUCUCAAAAUGGUUCGAGUUUCAUUGGUUUAAGGGCUCCAACAGUUAAAGCUCUGCUUAUUCAGAGCAGCUGUUGGGAACUGGUCUAAGUCAUGAUGUCAUGAAAUGAGCAUUUUUCACAUAAAAUAGAUCCAAAAACUAAAGAUUCCUUAUGUUUACUGACUCAAGGAUUCACCCACAUUGUUCAUCUAUGGAACUGGCACUGAGGAGAUCCCAGAAGCACUGCUUUGUCAUUGAACUUCUUAAAUAUUCUUUUUUACUACAUUUUUAUAUUCCUGUUUCUUUUGGGGUAAAGUGUAUGUAGUAGUGUGUCAUCCUUGUCAUGUAUAUUUUGCAUGUAAGGAAUAAAUGUUACCAUGCAUGGUC